Miscanthus lutarioriparius is the source of this 3648-nucleotide messenger RNA. The record is from the annotation of a GenBank genome assembly. NCBI's taxonomy places the organism in Eukaryota, Viridiplantae, Streptophyta, Magnoliopsida, Poales, Poaceae.
AUGGUCGAUCGGGCCGCCGCGCGGGCACAGGCGGCGAGCUCCGACCCGCCGCCGCCUCCACCGCCGGAGCCCGACCCGCCGCUCCGCCAGCCCGCCGCCGCUGAUGGGCAGGAGGCCGCUUCGGCGGGGGCGGCCACGGGCCCGCAUCCCCCGCCCCGGGCCGGCGACGCUGACGAGGAGGACGCUCUGGCCUCGCCGGUGGGGCAGCCGGGCGAGCGGUGCAGGGCGAUGAUGGAGGUGGUGGCCAAGGACGGGGCGGGCGGGAAGUGGAAGGUGACCAAGCUGGUGGUGGAGCACAGCCACGAGCUGCAGGUCGCCCCCGGGGAUGUCGCGGCGACCGUGCCGGCGGUGGGGAUGGAAUUCGACUCCGUCGACGACGCCAAGGGGUUCUAUUAUGUCUACGGCGAGCGGCUAGGGUUCAAGGCGCGCAUGGGCUCCAACCGCCGCUCGGUGGGCGACGGCGAGAAGAUCCUGCAGCGGUUCCUCUGCUGGAAAGGCAAUUAUGCGAAUAGGAGUAAAGGGAAGGAUUCGGAUGCAGGGAAGGAGGCAGAGGAGGUGGUGGAGGAGGGAACUUCUGCUGCUGCUGCUCCGGGGAAGAGGAAGAGGGAGCCUUAUAAGACUAGGAGCCGCAAUCCUGUGAUUGAAGUGGAGAAAGGUGUUGGGUUGGGUGGUGCUGGGAAUGGGCUAGAGCUGCAGAAUGGGAAGCGUUCCAGGAGGGGUAGGAGUAAGAAGGCCGCGGUGGAGCAUGGUGAAGAGUCUGUUGUUGGGUUUGAGGCAGAGAAGGAGGUAGCUGAAGAGGUUUCUGCUGCUUCUGAUGGUGACGGCGAAGAGGGUGAAGGGGGGGAGGAUCAGGAAGGAGUGGAAGAGGAGGUCGAGGUGGAAGUGAAGGAAAAGAGAGGGAGAGGGAGGCCAAGGAAGGCUGUUAUGGAGGACGAUGCGCUGCAGGCACGCGUCUUGAGGGAGCUUGGUGUAAGGGCAUCGCAGUACAGUAACGAGGAGAGAAAGAAGAUACUCAAUAAGUACCGCUCUAAACGGCAGAGCAGACCUGCCUCCAGCAGGCCUACCAAGAUUGCUUCAAGACAAGCUUUGGCUGAAAGGUGUAAGCGUGGUGAUGGAGGUAUAUUUCUGUCAAGUGAAGAACAGCUGCCUUCACAGCUGCCUUCAGAAAGGCGUUCCAAACGUCUUGAGAAGCAAAAUCUCAAAAUGGAGAAGGCGGAGAGCAAAGAAGACAAAACAAUGGAAGCAGAACCAGAUCCAGAAAUUGAAGUAGUCCCUGGACCUGGGGGAGAACCAAAGGUUGGGAUGGUUUUUCUGAAUGAGGAUAAGGCUUAUGAAUUCUAUGUCAACUAUGCUGGAACUGCAGGGUUCAGUGUCCGAAAAGGCUGGUUGGACAAAACAGCAAAGAAUGUUACAAAAUCUCGAGCAUAUGUUUGUUCCAAGGAGGGAUUUCGUCCAAAAAGUGCUUCUAUCGAAUUAAAGAAACCAAGACCAGAAACAAGAACUGGUUGCCAGGCACACAUGACUAUUAAGAUCACAGCAAGUGCAAAAUAUGUAGUGACUGAGUUUGUGGCUGAUCAUAAUCAUGAUCUUGAAACUCCCUUGAUUGACAUUCAGAUUUUGAAGUCACAAAAGUUAUUAGCAAAGGUACAACAGCCUCCUGAUCCACCAAAAGUUGUUUUGAUACCAAAUGAGUAUAAAAAUUACACAAGGACAAAACAUACAAAAGAUAUGCAAUUAGGUGAUACCCAGGCCAUCUGUGAAUAUUUACAUAGGAUGAAAGGCGAGAAUCCUUCUUUCUUUUACGCCAUUCAAGUAGAUGAAGAUGAUCAGUUUGCAAACGUGUUCUGGGCUGAUGCUAAAUCAAUAAUGGAUUAUAACUACUUUGGUGAUGUAGUGUGUGUUGACACAAGAUAUUGCACAAGUGACUAUGGGAGACCUCUGCUGUUAUUUACUGGUGUUAAUCAUCAUAAGCAGCUGAUAAUAUUUGGUUCAGCGCUGAUUUAUGAUGACUCAGUCCAAUCCUUUAGAUGGUUGUUUGAGACCUUCAAAUCUGCUAUGAGUGGAAAGCAACCAAAAACAGUUUUGACUGAUCAGUCUGCUGCACUUAGUGAUGCAGUUUCUUCUUCUUGGCCUGGGACCACCCACCGCUUCUCACUACUGCAUCUGUAUCUGAAUGCUACUGAGUUAUUGAGGGAUACCUUCCAAAGCUCGGAGACUUUUGCAUCAGAUUUUAGUAGGUGGCUGUAUGAAUGUGAGGAGGAUGACUUCUAUUCGAGCUGGGAAAUCCUUUCAGAGAAAUACAAUAUAAAGGAUAAUGAAUGGCUCUGUAAAUUGUAUGAGGAUAGAGAAAGAUGGGCUUUGCCAUAUGGGCAUGAUACGUUCUGUGCUGAUAUUGCAACCACACUAAGGAGUGAUAACACGGAUACCAUCCUGACAGAUCUUCUUAAACCACAAAUAGAUCUUCAAAACUUCUUCAACAAUUAUGAUAAGUUUUUGGAGGAGAAACGCCUAGCUGAACAACAAGCCGACUACCUUGGGGCUCAAAUAGCACAAAGAGUAGCACCACUUCAUCUGCUUUGGCAAGCUGCCAAUUCAUAUACUCCAACACUUUUUGAAAUGUUCAGGAUGGAAUAUGAACAGAUCUCAAAGUGCAUGGUCUAUAGCUGUGGCGAGAUUGGACCAAUAUCUGAGUACCAGGUAACUGUCAAAGACAGGCCUCGGGGUCAAUUUGUUAGAUUUGAUUCAACAGAAUGUAUGGUUGUUUGUAGUUGUAAGAAGUUUGAAUUCAUGGGUCUUCUUUGUUGCCAUGUAUUGAAAAUUCUUGAUCUCAGAAAUAUUAAAGAACUUCCACCACACUAUAUCCUGAAAAGAUGGAGAAAAGACGCUCAGAGUGAAUCUCCAGAGAACUAUGGUUUUGCCGCCAUAGAUGAAGAUCCCAAGUUUUCAUUGUCAAAACGGUACAACACAUUAUACCGGAAUUUGUAUAAAAUUGCGGCAAAAGCUUCAGAAAGCGUUGAAGCUUAUGCAUUCCUGGAGAGCCAAUAUGAACAGCUUGUUGAACAAGUGGAGGUACUUUUGCAAGCAAAGUUGCAUGAUAAAUCUUCCUUAAGUGCUGUCCUGAAAGGCAAUCAGCCAAAUCUGCUUAAUAGUGAGGUCAGCAGCAGUGAACAUCGCAGAGGAACUGGUAAGAAAAUUAAAAAUACAGAGGUGCGCCGUCAGCAACAAAGUCCUCUUGAUCCAAACAAAAAGAAAAAGGGUAGACAAGGUCUGCUGGAACCUGAGGAGAUUGAAAUUCCACUCAGGGUUGAUCCUCCUGCAGUGUCAAAUGAUAUCCAAAAUCAUUUAAGAACUCCAACAAAUCAGUUUCUUGCACCAAGCCAUAUGAUGCAGGCCCCUUAUGUUGCACAGCAGUUUGGUCUUGGUUCUCUACAAGGAUUCCCAGGCAUGUCACCAUUUGGGCAGAUUCAAGAAUCAACACAUCUUCAGCAGUCUCAUUUACAACCACCACCCUUUCAUAGUGGUCCUCCAAUUACACAGGCUCCACCUCCAGACAUUCAAUCACUCCAGUUUCUUAGCAGUAAUCCUCAACUGGGCCACCAGACCACGGAUCAAGGCCAGUACACCAUUCCUGUCUGGGAUUUCCUGUGA